Molecule: messenger RNA, 1568 nt
Organism: Morus notabilis
Lineage: Eukaryota; Viridiplantae; Streptophyta; Magnoliopsida; Rosales; Moraceae
Exons: 2
Coding region: 391-1368 (325 amino acids)
Source: RefSeq, a predicted model, not a curated record
AACGAAUCUCUUCUGUUCCCCAUUGGACCCCCUACUAUAGUCCUAUCACCCGUUUCCUUUUCCUACUUUCACCAGAAAGGAAAAAAAAAAUGUAAAAAUUGAUUAGUCCUUACUUAGCUUCGUGAAUUUGGAGCGUUUCUUUAAUUUGCUGUCCGCAUAAAUCUCAAGAGAGCUCUCUAAGUCCACCCUUCUUUUCCUUUGACAAUCACCUUUUCUGGAGAGUGCUCUUCCAUUAUUUCUUUGUUCAAAGUUCGUCAUUUGGAUUUUUGGGAAGUGAGUAAUUGCUUUGAGUAUCUCGUAUCUCCAAGGUCCACCCUUUUCACUUUCAUCAUUCAUCUCAAAAUCAAACACACAAGUCACAAACUUCAUCAUUAUCUCCCACAAGUCACAAUGCUCUUCUCAUUCACUUCCCUUUUAAUGACCUUCCUCAUCGUUCUCCUCUCCUUAAGCUUCCUCCAACAGUCAUUGGCCAACCUUCUCGCCGAGCCAGCGACGGGCCAAAACCAGCCCUUAAAGCCCGGGGAGUACGCAAGCCCAAACACCGUACCGGCCUUCCCGGUCCAGACCCAGGCCCAAAUCUGCCGCCUCGACCUCUCCGACGAGCUCUUCGGCGGCGUCAAGGAGGCCUGCGGCCGAGACCUCGACCGGAGCCGCUGCUGCCCCGUUCUCGCUGCCUGGCUCUUCGCCGCCCACGCGCGCUCCGCUCUCGAGGUCUCUCCGGCGGCGGCUCCGUCUCCGUCCGUGUCGGAAGGAGGAGGAGAUCUUCCUAUGAUGCCGGACGACUCGCAGAAGUGCGUAAACUCUCUGCAGAGCUCGCUUCUGAGUCGGAACAUUCGGAUUCCGCAGCCCAAUGCGAGCUGCGACGCCAUUCUCUGCUUCUGCGGGAUUAGGCUCCAUCAGAUUACCUCCCUCAGCUGUCCGGCGGCGUUUAAUGUCUCCGGUUUUCAUAACGCCACUCCCACCGCCGCCGUCAGGAACUUGGAGAGAAACUGCCGGAACUCUUCUUACUCUGGCUGUACUAGAUGUUUGGGUGCCCUCCAAAAGCUAAAGGGAGGAUUCAAGAACGGAACGGAGAAUUCCCAAAGUGAAAGAGCGAGCAAGAUGUUCAACAGGGACUGCCAGCUCAUGGGGCUGACGUGGCUUCUCGCCCGAAACAAGACGGCGUACAUACCGACCGUCUCGGCUGUAUUGCGCGCCAUAAUGUACAGUGCGCACCCACCCCACCAGUCCCGGUGCAGCCCUGACCAGGAGAACAUGCCUCUCGCCGUCGAUUCCCUGCAGUUCGAGAAGGCCCAAGCCUCAUCAUCGCUGUCCACUUUUUUGUUUCCCUUUCUGCCCCUAAUCAUUUUGGUGUCCCUGUUUGUUUGAGGCCGUAUCACGUGGGGCCUAUCUGUAUUUUUGGUCGUCUCUGCCGGGUCACGUGAUGCUAGUAGACAAAACGAGCUAAUUGGGUUGUUUUUGUCUAUUUUUACCCAUUGUAAAUCUCAGCUCGUUUCUUUCACUUUCGUAUUGUAGGGUGGAUAAUUGGAAUACAAGUUCAUAAUUCUUUUGAGGGGAAAAAAAAAAAA